Hyposmocoma kahamanoa is the source of this 1315-nucleotide messenger RNA. It is a transcript of the gene NKAIN, whose product is annotated as DNA-directed RNA polymerase II subunit RPB1. Gene Ontology annotation, biological process: regulation of sodium ion transport. Bases 4 to 1236 code for a protein of 410 amino acids. The transcript has 5 exons. NCBI's taxonomy places the organism in Eukaryota, Metazoa, Arthropoda, Insecta, Lepidoptera, Cosmopterigidae. The record is from RefSeq and is a predicted model, not a curated record.
GACAUGGCUGUUUGCACGUUACGAACUUUGUUGUUGAUCGUUUGUGUUAUCGAGUUGAUUGUAACUAUUCAGCGCCAGGUGUUUGACUUCCUUGGGUACAUGUGGUUGCCUAUAAUAGCUAAUUUUGUCAACAUUUUGAUGAUCAUAUUUGGCUCUUUUGGAGCCGUGCAGUAUAUAACAAAAUAUCUAUUGGCUUAUGCUAUAUGGAGCUUCAUGUGGUUAACCUGGAAUGUCUUCUUAUUAUGCUAUUAUCUCAAUUUGGGGUCACUAAAUAGGGAGAGUGGACUCCUUUCUCUGGGUACAGGCAGUGUAAGUUGGUGGGAAGGCAAUGGUUGGGGCUGCCAGCCCGUGUGGAGUGAAAUAGAUGGACCAGGGGUAUGGCGACCUACACGCGUUGAUGGCUGCUUCCUCAGGUGGCAUCAUGUUGAGAUGGGACAAUCGGCCGUGGCUGCAAUCCUCACUGCGACAGCAUUGCCACUGGCUAUUUUAUUGGCAUAUCGUUCCUUUAAGAAGAUAAAGCCACCUUCAGACAAAAGCACUUUACCACGACGUCCAGUUUACACAAUAGAAUUGAGUCCAACGGAACCAAACGUGAGUGAAAGUUCCUUAAAGCCAAUGACGCCGCGGCGAGUGAAGCGUCGUUCUGGAUCGCGAGGCAAUGGAUCCUCUGUGCGGCGUUCACGCAGGUCGUAUCGUAAUGCAGGAUAUUUAGCUUCGACUUCCUCUCUUCCACGAGAACCGAGACCUUCUAGGCCUACGUCAGCACAUUCGUCAUAUUCAAACUUUCACGCAGCUCGACCCGCAUCUUAUCACGCUCCAGAAAGGGAAGCAGUUGCGCGUUCACAAGACGUGUAUGAUCCGCCGCCACCAACCGAAUCAGUUCCUAUAAUAACUAAUAGAUAUGAUACAGUAAGGCGACCGGUGAAAAAUUUGGGGUACGAUGUCGCCGGGCCUUAUAAAGCAGAGCCAAGGGCCUAUGAAACCGCAAGGAAUUAUGAUCCAAAUUCUCCGACAUAUGACAAUAUGACAAGAGGGUAUGACGGAACAUCGGCAAGUUACGAUGUUAGGACGCCUUGCGAGUCUCCGUCGUAUGGAGCUGGUUACGGGGCAGUAGCUGGCUAUGGAGUAGAGAGUGGGUGGGAAGCGCCACCACCUCCCGCACCGCCGUACAGCGCCUGUGCAUCCCCGCAGGCACCUGGCCCUCCCGCAUAUCAGCCCUCCAACGACGCUUACUAAUUAUAGUGCCUUAAAUUGCCUUUUUAUUAUCCAUGUGCCUUAUUCCAGUGAAUCUGAACUCAACACCUGUCUUAAAAUC